GAACUCUCAUAACUUCUACUACAAAGUUUUACUAGCGAAUGCCGCCAUCAACGCCCUGAGGCUGCACCAGAGAGUUGGGAGAGUCACAUUGAGCAGGGAAUUCAUUUCGGCGUUGUUAACGGAAGACAGCUGUCACUACUUGUUCUACUCGCUGAUAUUCUUAUAUGUGGCACCCCUUUCAUUGGUUUUGGUGCCAAUUUUAUUAUUCUGCAUGCUCCACGCUGCCAGUUAUUCUCUCACAUUGUUGGACACUCUCGGACAGAACUCAUGGUGGGGCGCAAGAUUGCUCAUUUCGCUCGUGGAAUUCCAGUCGCUGAACAUACUAAGGGCUGUCGCCUUCACGGAGAUUUGUUUGAUGCCAUUCACCGUUGUAUUGAUUUUGAUGGGCAGAGCUACCCUUCUAACACCUUUCAUCUACUACCACUUCUUAGUUCAGAGAUACAACUCGAGACGAAACCCCUACACCAGGAACAUGUUCCGCGAACUAAGAAUGCUCUCUGAAAGCACUGCUUCCAAACCGAAUAUGCCGUCUUUCAUUCGAACAAUUAUUUUGUCGAUUGUGAAAUUCACCUGCAAAUUGGCCCCUAUGCCUUUACAAACACCACCUCAACAGUGAAAAAUCUAAAAGUUACUGAUGGCUUUUUUUUCUAUUAAUCUUCGUCCUGUAUUAUCGAAAUUAUUAGCAUAACUUGUGUUGGUUCUAAGAAAGGAAGAGGUUAGGUUAAGUUAGAAUAACUUUUUGUAAUCUGUAAAAAUGAGAAAAUAUAUUUAAAAAAAAAACAGUAUCAAUGGAAACUCCUUAGAAUUUUUCAACAGAGAUCUGUCUGAUUGAAGGUAUUUGAUGUUACCAGCAUGUAACAUUCAAGUAACAAUAUUACCCAACUGUUACAUGCACGUAACGUUUACCUGCUGAAAUAGUUUUUACUAUCAAUUCCUAUUUCUUCAAUUGUUAUAUAUUUGUUAUAAUUUUGUAUCACUGAUGUGGCAUUGUUGUUACAAAUAUGUGAUAUUGAUGUUAAAUUUACAUAUUAUGCCAUAACACAUUGAAAAUAUCAAUACAGAAGAAAUUAUUCAUUUUAGUAGUUAUGUAAUUGUGACAAUGGUGUAAUAUAUGUAUGAUUAUUGGGGUUGAUACUCAUUUGUAAUUUUGUUGAAUAACCAUUUCUAAUAUGUUACAUCUUUCGUCAUCUCCCUUUAAGUUUUCUAGUAUAAAAAGUAAUUGAUUUGAGAUUUUUGUGGCAAACCAGUUUAUGUUUCUUGUGUAUUCAUGUAAUAGCAGCACAUCAACUUGAUUUGCGUAAUUUGCUGAACUCAAUUUGAGUUUAGCAAACUAGCCAAUUGAGUUUGAGAUAUAAAGUUUCAAUAAUUACGUAUUUGUGAUAUCGACAUUACAUAUUUGUGACAUCAUUGUUACUUACGUAUCAGUUAAAGAACAUAACAUGGUUUCUCUUUUUUGUUGGGCCAGUGACAUUCCUCGAAUUUUUCAGUUAUGGAGUAAUAGUUCUGCUGCAUAUACUUUCAGACACGGGUGUCUGCUUUCUCCCAGUUCCCUGACUGGUAAAAUUGAAUGUUUCACGUUCAAAUGCACAGUUUGGUGUCCUGUGAUACAUCAUCUGCAACUUUUGUAAAUGCACGGUUAGGUUUUAAUUUAUAUUUGAUUUUAUAAUGACUGGAUUAGGGUUUAUAAGUGAAUGUUUUGUUUACAUGAUCCUAUGCCCAAGUGAUGUGGUUCCAACUUCAAUGUUCUUGUCGCAUUUGUAUAGAAGGAGAUUUUUAUAGAACCACGAAUCUCGCCUUGAAAAUGGGUGUUGAAGAACUGUUGGUCUUUUUUUUACUAUUUGGAUCUUGGAAGUUGAAAUCACUUCAAUUGGGCGUAAAUAGAUUUUUUUUUGUUUUUGGCAUUGUUUCUAUUGUUGAAUUUGUAUUUUGGCAAUAAAAUGAAGCCACUUCUGGUUUUGGAA
Messenger RNA from Leptinotarsa decemlineata (Colorado potato beetle), 1961 nucleotides. It is a transcript of the gene Kr-h2, whose product is annotated as transmembrane protein 33-containing Krueppel homolog 2. The record is from RefSeq and is a predicted model, not a curated record. Lineage: Eukaryota; Metazoa; Arthropoda; Insecta; Coleoptera; Chrysomelidae. Gene Ontology annotation, cellular component: endoplasmic reticulum; membrane. Gene Ontology annotation, biological process: endoplasmic reticulum tubular network organization; membrane organization.